Gossypium raimondii (Peruvian cotton) is the source of this 1497-nucleotide messenger RNA. Its product is annotated as probable WRKY transcription factor 72. The record is from RefSeq and is a predicted model, not a curated record. The transcript has 4 exons. Gene Ontology annotation, biological process: regulation of DNA-templated transcription. Gene Ontology annotation, molecular function: DNA-binding transcription factor activity; sequence-specific DNA binding. Bases 37 to 1479 code for a protein of 480 amino acids. Lineage: Eukaryota; Viridiplantae; Streptophyta; Magnoliopsida; Malvales; Malvaceae.
AUUUUCACUAAAACAAUAACAGUGGAGGUUUUGUUGAUGAAUAUGGCAGAUGAUCAUGCUGUCAAACAAGAAGAAAAUAUUACUCAAGAAGGUUGCAGUCCAGAACCUAGCAAGACUGAUAUUGGAAGAAAAGUUCAUAAAACUGUUGAUCUGAAAUCGUCGUCGUCGUCAUCAAGCCAUGAUGAACUUGAAACUGCAAAGGAAGAAAACGAAAGAUUGAAGAUGAUGUUAGAGCAGAUCCAGAAGAAUUACAAGUCUCUUCAGUCACGCUUCCUUGAAAUUAUUAAACAAGGAUCCGCCAUUGAAGAAGGUUCAGAAGAACCUGAACUUGUUUCACUUUCACUUGGAAGAUCAAGUCCAACUGGUUCCAAGAAAGAUGAUAAAAAAACAACAAUCUGCAGCAAAACUGAAGAAGAUGAUCAUAAUAAAAGUGGUCUAACUCUGGGAUUGGACUCUAAAUUUCAAUUGUCUACUGAGAUUGUCUCAAAUCCAAGCCAUGAAAAUAGUUCAGAAGAAGCAAGCAAAGUUCAAAAGAGACCAAGUUCUGGUGUGGACCACGAAGAGGGAGUUGAACAGAAAAGCCAAGUGAAGAGAGCUAGGGUUUCUGUAAGAACCAGAUGUGAUGCACCAACGAUGUAUGAUGGAUGUCAAUGGAGGAAAUAUGGCCAGAAAAUUUCAAAAGGAAAUCCAUGUCCUAGGGCUUACUAUCGUUGCACUGUUGCACCAGACUGUCCUGUCAGAAAACAGGUGCAAAGAAGUUUUGAGGAUAUGUCCAUCCUGGUCACAACUUAUGAAGGGAGCCAUAACCACCCGAUUCCGGUGUCAGCCACCACUAUGGCGUCCACGACGGCGGCGGCAGCUUCCAUGUUGUUAUCCGGCUCUUCAACAUCUCAACCAGCUCUUUCAACUGAAAUCAAUGGACUCAAUUUCAGUAGCAGCCUUCAUGAUAAUUCAAGAUUACCUUCGUACCCAACGAUUACUCUAGACCUCACCGGCUCACCGUCCUCCUCCUCGUCGUUUAAUUAUUUCAACAGGUUCCCCACCAACUGCCCGGCAACACCCAGAUUUCCUUCGACAAAUCUCAACUUUUCUUCACCACUAGUAUCCAAUGAAUCAUUCACCCAAGAAAACUACUUUUACCAACAAUCAUUGACAGACACGUUAACCAAGGCAAUCACAUCAGACCCUAGUUUCAGAUCAUUGAUAUCUGCUGCCAUUUCAUCAUUGGUUGGCCAUAGCAGUGCAAAGCAUGGAGAUGGAACCGAUCAAAAAGGUGAUAGUUUUAGUCAGAAUUUGAUGCAGGCGGCCAUUAAUUCUCAAAGUUUAAAUGAUUCAUCAUUACGUGGGUCAAGCUACUUCAAAGGAUUUGAAUCUUCAAGUUCUAGGAUCGGAAGUUCAAAUCAGUCGUCUUCAUUGUCGUUUUCUAGUUUCAAUGCUGCUUCUACACUUGCUUUUGAUAAUAAACAAGGAAAGAAUUAAUGGAUAGUAUUGAUAAAA